Molecule: messenger RNA, 870 nt
Organism: Acanthoscelides obtectus
Lineage: Eukaryota; Metazoa; Arthropoda; Insecta; Coleoptera; Chrysomelidae
Source: the annotation of a GenBank genome assembly
UUAUAGUUUUCCCGGUGGAAUAUGUAAAUGAUUUCAAUUGUUUAGAAUUCCAGAGGAAUUGAGAUUGCCUUGUUUCUAGAGUCCGGUCGAAGGUCAGUUUUUCGACUGAAGCCGAAGAUGAAAUGAUACGUACACACAAAAGUGAGCCAACUCUCUUACCCAGAAACCAGAGAAUACCGUCCCGGUUUUUGAUGCGGUGACGUCAUCUCAAAGCGCAAGCCUCAAAUGCCGUUGAGUUUUCCGUGCUUUCAGUUUCGUUGAAGCUUCCAAAGAAAAGGGAUGAGUCCAAUCGUUUCAAAAGCCGAAAUCUAAUCGUGUAAGAUAGAGCAAGGUAAUCUUUAUCAUAGAAUUUUGAUUGAGCGUGAUUAAAUAACAACACGGUUCUGGUCGCAUCGCAUCGAAAAAAAUCAGUGUCCGUUCAGCUUUGACAGUGAUCGCGAGGUGUUUAUAGUGCGGGAAAUGUUGUACGAUGAUGAGAAGGAUGGCGAAAAUUGCGAAAUGCCGCUUCCCUCGCGGCAAGUGCUCCUGUUCGGGCAACGUCGGGUAUUCCCGGCUGAGCGAACGGCUGGACGAGGAGGAAGAAGAGGACGAGGAUGAAGACAGCUUCUGCUGGAGUCCUGAUAAAGCGGAAGAAAUCACGUUCUACAACGAGAACGAAAGCGCCCAGUCUGUAGUGGUGGAAAAAAACUUGUGCGCAAGUGACUUGUGCCAACUUUUGGCCAUGAAAAAUAGAGUAUCGAAAAGCGUACAUUGGAGCAUCGUAGAGUGUUGGACUGACCUAGGACUGGGUAAGUUCAUAUUUGAAAAAAAGGUGUAUCUUAUUUUUGCGUAUUUAUAGUCAAGCAAAGUCGGUAAGUAUUUGUGAUGUGG